Molecule: messenger RNA, 2070 nt
Organism: Naegleria lovaniensis
Lineage: Eukaryota; Heterolobosea; Eutetramitea; Acrasida; Naegleriidae
Exons: 2
Coding region: 1-2070 (689 amino acids)
Source: RefSeq, a predicted model, not a curated record
AUGCAUCACAUGGAUGAGGUUAUGGGUAUUGAGUUUAUGUAUUUUGAAAGGCUUGAUACCGAAUGUUAUCAUCAGUUGGUUAAGAAUUAUUAUUUUGAACGUACCAUGAAUGAGUUUAAGGUGAAGUGUUUGAGGGAGAGGAAGUGUACGACGAGCGAUGAUGAUGAGGUUGAUGCAUCCUUUUCGUAUGAAGAAGCAAUUACCAAGCUAGAUACACUCCUUAAUCAUCAGAUCAAGAAAAGUUUGGAAAAUCAUUGCAAGAAUUUGUUACUGGAUCCAGCCUCGAUAUCCGUUUUCAUUUCCAAAAACGAAUCCAAGCAGCUUUUUAUUAAUGGAGAAGAACAAGUUCACGAAUUUUGCUCCAAUUUUCAUCAAAACAACACCAAAUUGUGCAAAUUCCAUAUUUUGGAAUUGAGCAUUCAGAGAAAAGUCUUGUCUUUUGCAAAAUCGAUUCCUUCCAAGAUGAUAGAAAAAUUUAUUUGGUACUCGCUUGUGAGGAAACUAGGUCUAGAUCAUCAAGAGGAAGCACUUGCCUUGAUUCAUUCCCUUAAAAUUGAAUUCAAUCCAAAAUCAAUGGAGAUUCAUGUUAAGGUUGAAAACAACGUUGACCCUCUUGCUGAAAUUUGGAAAUUAGCGGUCGUUGCUCUUUUAUUCUUUUUAACUUUUGAAUGGAUCUACAAAAGGACCAUCGAAGACAAGAAAAACCAAGAGGAACGCUACACAAAUUUGGAAGCAGAGCUAAGCCUCUCGAACUCUAAAGUGUGCGACCUGACCACUAAACAAAUUGAGCAAGCAGUCCAAAUUCAACAAUUAACUACAGAAAAAGUCCAACUUGAAAAUGAAAAGGCCACUCUUGAAAGCAAGUUGUCAACAUGUAAAUAUCAGUUAAGCGAACAACUUGACAACAAUAAUAUUCUCAUCAAUAGAGAACAACUUAUUAUGAAAGAGCAUGCUACACAGCUACACGAGGCUCUUGAGAAGCUGAAGAAAACCAAUAAGAUUCAACUGGAAGAGAAGAAUGAAAUGAUAAAAAAGUUAGAUGGUAGCUUGACCUUGGAAAAAAACAAGGUGAAACAAUACCAAGAAGAGUGUGAAAAGGCGCGAGCUCAACUCAAGCAGAUAGAGAAAGACCGAGAUUUUACUACCUCUCAAUUGAAAGAGUUAUCCAGAAUCAAAGAAAAAUUAGAACAAGAAAAGAAAGAACUGACAGAGAAAAUUAAGGAAGGGCACAAAUUGUUAGCUCUCAAAACAAAGGAAUGUGAGGAUUCUAUUAAAACCAAUGAGAUACAAGCUCAAAAGAUCACAACACUAACUGUGGAGUUGGAGGACAACAAAAACACCUAUGAGCAUCAAACGAAAGAGCUCAAUUUCAUCAAAGAAGAAUUGAAAUCUUGCACAACAAAUUUAAAUAAGUUAAAAGAAACAUGUAAACAACAAAGUAGUGAGAUUUCCGAGUUGCAACAAGGGUUAGAAAGUUCUCAAAAAGACAUUCAGGAACGGAAUGAUCAAAUAGUAACACUUGAAAAAGAACUUGAAAAAAAAGAAUGUGAACUUGAGAGAGUUUAUGACCUGUUUGGUAAGGUAGAACAAGAUUACCAUGACCUUAGGCAGCUGCAUUCUCGUUGUAAACAGGAACAACAUGGGUCGUCGGGUGACGUAGAAGUAGUAACGCCAAUUGAAAGUAGUACAGGAAUUGAGGUCAGUGAGGAGACAACUCCAAUUCAGAUCAAGGAGGUAACAAACCAAAAUUUGAAUGAGACUACAUCUGAAGUAACAUUCAGUAAGAGUAGUAGCCAGGAAAAAAGCAAGGAACGAUUAAAGAAAUCCAAAAAGAAGAAGACGAAGCAUUCAAGUGUCUCGACAUCACAAAUACCAAAUCAGCAGGCCGAAUCAACCUUAAAUCAAGGGAAUAGCACCAUUGAUUCAACCCAAACUCCUGAAUAUUUUCCAACACCGAUAGACAUGAGUUCCAACGCUGUUGCAGAAGAACAGAAAGCAAAACGAACAGCAAAAAAGAAAUUGCAACGCCCUGUCAAAAAACAGCUCUUUGUCAAGACCAUUGCGAAGUAA